CCGUACGCGCACGGCCCGUCGGUGCGCAAGCUCUCCAAGAUCGCCACGCUGCUGCUGGCCAAGAACUACAUCCUCAUGCAGGCGCAGGCGCUGGAUGAGAUGCGGCGCCUGGUGGCCUACCUCAACCAGGGCCCGGGCCUGGCCGCGCCCGUGGCCGCCGCGCCGCUGCCGCCUUUCGGCCAGGCCGCUGUGUGCCCGUUCUCUACCGGCGCCCCGCUGGGGCCCUGCCCGGACAAGUGCGCCGCCUUCUCCGGGGCGCCCUCGGCGCUCUGCAAGCACUGCAGCGAGAAGCCGUGA
Messenger RNA from Carlito syrichta (Philippine tarsier), 297 nucleotides. It is a transcript of the gene BHLHE23, whose product is annotated as basic helix-loop-helix family member e23. The transcript has a single exon. Lineage: Eukaryota; Metazoa; Chordata; Mammalia; Primates; Tarsiidae. The annotation marks the transcript as partial. The record is from RefSeq and is a predicted model, not a curated record.